AUGAGCGGUACAUCAGCUGGAGUUAAGACCAAAUCUUAUCUACCAAACUCCCUCAAUUUUCAAGAUCGUGAGAUAUACAAAAUCGGUUUCACUGCUUUAGAUUGUAUGCGAAGAGACGGAAAACUAUGUGACGUCACUUUGAUUGCGGAUAAUAAUCGCUUCACUGCACACAAGAUUGUAUUGGCCGCCACUAUACCAUUUUUUAAUGGAAUGUUUCUAAGUAACAUGGCAGAAUCUACUAAAAGCGAGGUCACCAUUCACGGAGUUGACGCUUGUGCUUUAGAAGCGUUCAUUGGUUAUGCUUAUACUGGCUUAGUUCAAAUCAACCCUCGUAAUGUUCAAUCAAUUUUAAUCGGUGCCAAUUUUUUACAGCUUAAUAAUGUUCGUAACAUCUGUUGCAGAUAUAUCAGUGAAAGAUUGACUGUCGACAUAGUCUUACCGAUAAGAAAUCUUGCCCAAAGCUAUCUAUGUACAGACUUGGUAUCUGCUUGUGAGGCAUAUAUCUACAAAAAUUUCGAAGAUAUCGCACGCACAACUUCAUUUUUUAACCUUGAAGGAUGCGAAUUGAUGGAAUUACUGGAGUCAGAUGAACUGAAUGUCAGCAGUGAAGAACGCUUGUUUCAUAUAAUUAUGUCUUGGGUUGAAUUUGAAACAAAAUCCAAUUCUGAUACUGAGACGAACUCUGUUAUAUCAGAGUCGGUUAACGUAAUUGAGCUACCUCAAUAUUAUGAUAGUAAUGUGCAUUCGAUAAAACCAUCUGUUUCAGUUAUUUCGCGGCAUGAUCUUAUUCGAAAGGACAUUCGUUGUAGAGAUAUUCUAGAUGAAGUACGUGAUGUACUUCUUAUGUCAUGGAAGACGUCGGAAUUCUUUAAUUGUCGACCUAGAAAAUGUCAAGAUAUUUUCGGUGUUAUUUAUGCUGUUGGAGGUUGGAAUACAGAUCUAGAAUGUCAUGGGAUUGUGGAGACUUAUCAUCCCUCACUUGGUCGUUGGGAAUUAUCAGAAAGUAUGAUAUCUAAGCGUAGUCGUAUUGGUGUGGUUGCUUUGAAUGGACUGUUAUACGCUAUUGGAGGUUUUGAUGGAAAUUCUCGCUUACGUACAACUGAAGUAUAUAAUCCAAAAAUUGGAAAAUGGGCAACCGUCGCUUCAAUGAUUUGUCGACGUAGUGCUGCAGGAGCUGCUGCUUAUGAUGGAUGUUUGUAUGUUUGCGGUGGUUUUGAUGGUCAAACAUCUUUACGUACAUGUGAGAUGUAUAUUCCAGAACAAGAUACAUGGAAGUUAAUAUCAAGCUUGAAUGAGCCCAGAUCCGCUGGUGGUCUUGUUGCUCUCAAUGGUCGUCUUUAUGCUAUUGGUGGGCACAAUGGUUUAGCUGUUUUUUCAACAGUAGAAUGCUAUGAAAAAGGUGGAGAUUUACCUAAAACACUUUCACCAUCAUCUCGUUUUGAAACUGAUCAUCAGAAUAAUGGUAUUCGGCAAAGUCCUACUAAUGUAUGGUAUUCAGUAGCUAAUAUGUUACAUCGGCGAUGUCGACAUGGCGCAACUGCGUUUCGUGAUCGUAUAAUUGUUGCCGGUGGUUAUGAUGGUGCUUCGUUUCUACAAAGUGUUGAAAUGUUCGAUCCUACAACUGGUCCAGAUCGUAAUGGUUUACAUGGACAAUGGACUGAAAUUUCAUCUUUGUCAGUCCCUCGUUCUCGAGUCGGAUUGGCUGUAACUGCAGGUUGUUUGUAUGCAAUAGGUGGUUAUGAUGGUAGUACUCAUCUACGAACAGUUGAAUGUUUCAAAUCUCCUAUUAAACAAAAUCCUUAUGAAUUAUCAAGUACUGUUUUACAAUCAAAAUUUAAUACAUUAUCUAAUUUAUUGAACAAACCUAAGAUUUCUGAUAAUUGUAGCGAUCAUGUUGAUGGUGAUGAUGACGAUAAUAAUGAUGAUGGUGUUUCCUGUAAUCAUCAUCCAUGUUCUAUGCAAUCUGAUUUUGAGUCUAUUUCUUCAUGCAACUCAACUGAAGCGGUUACAUUUGUUAGAACAACACAAAAUGGGAAAACUAUGAUGUUAGAAAAGUUAAAACCUAACCCAAUUAGUCAUCAACCAUCUAUUCCAUCCGCUUCAGUUAAUAUCAAUUGUAAUGGUGGUACUUCCACAUUAUCUUCUGUCAUCCCAUCUUCUUCUAAUCCUUUCGCUGAUUGGCAAUGGUCAUCUGGACCUUCAUUAAUUGCACAUGAGGGAUGGGUUGGUAUAUGUGUCCUUCCUUUUGACCAAUCUUCUUCAGUCCAUUAA
Molecule: messenger RNA, 2271 nt
Organism: Schistosoma mattheei
Lineage: Eukaryota; Metazoa; Platyhelminthes; Trematoda; Strigeidida; Schistosomatidae
Source: the annotation of a GenBank genome assembly